AUGGUGGCCAAGGAGCAGGCAGAUGAUGAAGUGACAAGAUUUCUUAUUCAGCAAAGAGAAAAGCUUGGAUGGCCAACUGUAUUGUGGGACCAGAGUCUGAAAUAUAAUUGUCCUAAGGUUUUAGUUCAGAAUGAUCUUCUACAGGAACCUUUAAAAGAUGAUGGUGUAUUUGUAUAUUGUCUUCCUCAAGUCAAUAUUAAAGGCUUUUGCAAUCCAUAUAAUCUUCAGAUAGUCUCUGCCCAUACAGCUAGGAGAUGCAAAGAAUUUUGGACUGUUUCUGCUUCAUUUAUUUCAAAGGUAAUAUAUAAUGAAUGUGUCAACACAGAAGACGUGGAGCUUAUACCUGCUUUAGAAUGGCUAUCAGAGAGACAACAGUACUAUUUCUUGCAGCAAUUUAAAAUAUUUUCCAAUUUCCGAAUUAAUAAGGCUUUUGUUACCUGGAAAUUGAAUGUUAGGAGAAUUAAGACAGAGAAGAGCAAGACAUUUUUGCAUAAACAUCUCUUUCUCGCUGAUGAGUUUUUUCAAGGCUGUUUAUUACAUAUAAAGGGACUUUGUGAAGAUGCAAUAAAUUUCAAUAAGAGUAAAAAACGUAAAGAUAUUCCACCUGCUGUGUGUUUUGUAAAGCUGGAUCAUUCUCGAACAUACUCUCUUGAUGAAUUUUAUGAAGAACAGUCACAGCAAAGCAUGCAGGCUCUGAAACAACUGGAGGUCAUCAAGGAUAAUGCAAUUUUAAAGAUAAAAAGCACAAUCUUAAAGGUGUCAGAGAAGAAAGAUAUAAAAGAAUAUUUUGAGGAAAAUCUGUCUACUUUUGACACAACACAUUUCAAGCUGCCUAAGCUUCGGCGCUUAUUAGAAACAAACCGGAGGUUUCUAGUGCUGCUGGACUACAUCUUUCAGGAGCUCAUCCGUCAGCUCACGAACAUCGCAGUCACUCAACUUCUGGAAUUAUUCAGUAAUUCUGAUAGAGUGCCAUUCUCAGUGGAAAAAAAGAAUGAAAAUCUCAUCAGAAAAUUGAAAGAUGAGUUUUUUCCCACAACAAAGAUGACAAAUAAUAGUGAAGAACUCAUUGAUUCAAAUUCUUCUCAGGCAUUAGGAGUAAAAGUAGAUGCUGAUAUUAACAAGAUUAUGAGUAGCAGUAAAGUAGAAAAGGAUUUGAGAAAGAUGUAUGCACCAGUAUUUGAAGUAAAUCUGUGCUUGAGAAUUCCUGAGAGAGAUUCUUCAGAAAAUUUUGAAGAGAAUGUUGAUGACUUUGACUACUGUACGAUAUGUGAAGAUGAUGAAAUGUCACAAGAUGGAGACAAUUUGUUCAAAAGUUGUUCAAGUACAGACCUGCUCCUUGAAGCCAAUAAACUUAAAACACUUGGUACCAGCCCUGAACUUGUUCCUUCAGACACAGAAGUCGUGACAGAGUAUGAGAAUAAACUGUAAGUAUUAGACUUUUUUUUAUAAUACAAAGUUCCAGAAUUUCCUACAAAUCUCUUUAUACAACCUAACCGAUUAGAGUUUUCAAUAAAAAUUCAAAAUUUGAUAGCUAAUAUUGAAAAUUGUAUAACUUCAAUUACACCUUUUCAUCAAGAUCCUCGCCUGUCUAACUUUAUUGACAUAAUUUCAAUUAUGGAUUCAUCUAAUGUUGAAAAUAUGAUGAACCUUAAGAAGAAGACUAGCUGGCCAGAUUGUCAGAUUCUUUUUGAAACAGAUUCUGUCUACCAAAAUAAAAUUGUGAGUCUCUUGACUAUUAUUGGUAAUUCAAUGGGCCUAGUUAGCAUCUACAGCUCCAAGUUUCUAAAAAUUUGCACCAUGGUAGAGAAAGCCAAAAUCAUGAGUAUGAAAAUAUCAUCUGUAGAACAUUUAAAUUCUACACAGUUUAAAAUUAUACUGCAUAAAUUUAGAGCCUACUUUCAACAUAUUGUAACUAUGGCUAUUGAAAAACGCAUCGGUAUUUUCAACGUUGUUAGUUUGAAUUUUCAGUCAGAAUGCCUACCAUAUGUUGACAAUGUCAUACGCACAAGCAAUAACCUCUUAAGAUCUGUUUUUGAGAAAAAAAAUACAAAUCUCUUGGAAGUUGUAGAAUCAUCAUUACAAAAGCUAGAACGUGAUCCCAUUGAAAUUGAAGAAUUUGUGGAAUAUUUCACUUUUUUGGAUGAAAUGUCCUUAGAAAUAUCUAAUUUAGAAAACGAGCACUUAGCAGUUUCUCAGCUAUAUUCUGUUGUAAAACAUCACCAGAUUGAUAUUUCAGACGAGCAAAAAGCCCUAUAUAAUAUUCUUUCUAUCAAGUUUGUCCAACUGAAAACAUCUCUGAAGUUAAGUACAACAAACAGAGAAACAACAGUAACCAAGUUCAGGAGUAACUUGGAAACAUACAUCACUGGCUUACGAGUGGAUGUUAGUGACUUAAAAGCUAAAAUAAGAAGUCCUAUUCUGUUGUGUACACGUACCAGAGUGGCGACAGCGAUGGAGAUGAUCCAGUCCCUCUCAGAGGAAGCAGCAAGUUUGGCUCACAAAGCUAAAAUGUAUUCAAGCUACCAGGAUAAUUUUGAUGAUUGUUCUCACAUGCACUCUCUUAAUGUGGAGGAAAUUACUCGGAUUGUGCUCUCAGAGAUUGCUGACAUUGAAUGUGACUUAACAUUGAGGAAAAUAUUAUGGGAAGCUCAAGAAGAAUGGGUGACGCUGUUUCGGGAAUGGAGGAAAUGUUCUCUUCAGAGUAUUGAUGUAGAAUUAGUGCAGAGAACCGUUUCAAAGUGGCUGCAUGUAAUCCUUGUUCUAGAAAAAGGUUUACCUAAAAAUGACAUAGUACUACACCUUAAGCAAUCAGUGACAGAUUUUAAACAAGAGCUGCCAAUCAUCAUAGCACUGGGGAACCCAUGUCUGAAGCCGAGGCACUGGGAGGCUUUGCAGGAGCUUGUGGGAAGGUCUCUGGAUAAAAAUUGCUCUGUAGAGAAUGUGCUAGCCCUCAAGAUGUUUCAGUAUGAAAGUGAAAUAAAUGAAAUAUCAACCUCAGCAACUAAUGAAGCUGCUCUUGAAAAGAUGCUGUUUAAGAUAAUUGAACUUUGGAACACAACACCUCUACAUUUAGUUCCUCACCACUCAGAGACUUACUCGAUUCUGGUAAUCGCAUCUGUGGAUGAUAUUCUAGCUCAGCUAGAAGAAUCUCAAGUCAUUCUUGCAACAAUUAAAGGAUCUCCCUAUCUUGAACCGAUUAAGGAUCUUGUACGUAAAUGGGAUCAAAAUUUAAAUCUCUUCUCUUAUACUCUUGGAGAAUGGAUGAAUUGUCAGAGAAGCUGGCUUUAUCUUGAACCAAUCUUUUAUUCUUUAGAAAUACAAAGGCAACUUCCAGCAGAAACAAAGCACUUCUUAAUGGUGAUCUCCAUGUGGAAGGAAUUAAUGUCAAAAGUACAAAACAAAUUAGAGGCUUUGCGAAUAACAACUUCUGCAGGAGUCCUGGAAGUUUUGCAGAAUUGCAAUACACAUCUUGAGUAUAUAAAGAGAAGCCUGGAGGAUUACCUUGAAGUUAAACGAAUGAUUUUCCCAAGGUUUUACUUUCUCAGCAAUGCUGAGCUUCUCGAUAUACUAGCUGAGAGCAGGAAUCCAGAGUCUGUGCAGCCUCAUCUUGUGAAAUGUUUUGAAAAUAUAAAACAAGUACUGAUAUGCAAAGAAGAAAUUGGACCACCUGCUGUAAAAAUGUUCAUAUCUGCAGAAGGAGAGGGUCUUCUGCUGCCCAAGAAAAUUCGCAUAAGAAGUGCUGUCGAACAAUGGCUGGUAAAUGUAGAGAAAAGCAUGUUUGAUGUGGUAAAAAAGUUUAUGAGUCAAGGGAUCGAAGACUGGACCGAGCAGGAUUUUUCCCUGUGGGUGGUGUCACAUCCAGGACAGGUGGUCCUCACUGUGAGCCAGAUCAUGUUUCAUAAUGAUUGUAUCAGAAGUUUUUUGAGUCCUAAUCCAAGAGAAGAGUUGGAGAAAGUCCACGUUGGUGUGAUUUGGCAUCUAAAAGAAGUUGCAGAACUGGUUGGGUUGAGUACUAACAAUUCUCGAACAAAAACUGUGCUGGAAGCACUGCUUACCCAUUAUGUUCACAGCAGAGAUAUUGUGAUGGAUUUACUGCUUAAAAAUAUAUUCAAUGCAGAGGAUUUUGAGUGGUCAAGACAUUUGAAGUAUAAAUGGAAUGAAAAACAGAAGCUAUGUUAUGUUACUCAAGGUGAUGCCAGCUUUACUUAUGGCUAUGAGUACUUAGGAUGCACUCCAAGGUUGGUCAUCACGCCUCUCACAGACAGAUGCUGGCUGACAUUUUUGGGAGCUCUGAGCCUGAACCUAGGUGGCUGCACUGCUGGCCCUGCGGGGACAGGAAAAACUGAAACUGUUAAAGAUCUGGCAAAGGCAAGUGGUAAACACUGUGUAGUGUUCAGCUGUUUUGAAGACUUGGAUUAUAAGGUACUGGGAAAAUUCUUCUUUGGCUUGGUUCAGUCAGGAGCCUGGUGCUGCUUUGAUGAAUUCAACCUGCUUGAUGUGGAAGUCCUCUCUGUCAUUGCCUCUCAGAUGCUAGAAAUUAAGACAGCAAAAGACAACUAUUCCAUUAGGUUUGUACUGGAUGGGAAAGAAAUACGCAUGAAUAUGUCUUGUGCAGUAUUUAUCACCAUGAAUCCUAGCUAUGGAGGUCGAGUAGAGCUCCCAGACAACCUAAAAUCACUGUUUCGCCCGAUAAUAAUGAUGGCACCUAACUUUCAAAUGAUUACCGAAGUAAUACUGUUUUCAUUUGGCUUCAAAUCUGCAAAAUUGCUCUCUGGAAAGGUAGUUCAUCUUUAUGAAUUAGCUAGCAAGCAGCUUUCACAACAGGAUCAUUAUGAUUUUGGCAUGAGAUCGUUGAAGACAGUUUUAAUAAUGGCAGAAAAGAAGAAGCGGGAAUAUAAGUGGGAUAGCUGCAAUAAUCAUUGUGAAGCAGAUGAAGCUUUAAUCAUUAUCAAGGCCAUCCAAGAAGCCAGCCUAUCAAAAUUUCUUCCUGAAGAUGUCCCACUUUUUGAAAAGAUUAUAGGAGAUAUUUUUCCUGAAGUGAAAGUUUCAAAAGAAAAUCAACUUGCCUUGGAGAAAGCUAUAUAUAUAUCAACGGAAAUAUUAGGCUUUCAACAUUGGCCACCUCAAAAAGAGAAGAUCAUACAGUUUUAUUUUCAACUACAGGCUUGUGUGGGUGUGAUGCUAGUGGGUCCAACAGGCGGAGGAAAGACAACAGCCAGAAAAAUUUUAGAAAAGGCACUAGUGUUGUUACCAAUUAUAGACACCUUAGCAAUUACAGAGAGGCGAUCUAUUUCAAAGAUUCCAGGAAGAAAAGGAAAAAUAGAUAUUUGUGUUUUAAAUCCAAAGUGCAUCACUCUUGGUGAGCUAUUUGGACAACUGGAUCCUAACACUAUGAAAUGGACUGAUGGGUUAUUAGCAGCAGCAAUUCGAAGUUAUGUAUAUUUGAACAGUGAAAAUUACUCAAAAAAUGAUGAUGAUCCUGAACUGAAGUCAGAAGUCUCAGGUUUAUCUAAUGUGUUCCAACUUGAUUCCUCUGAUACAACAGAUACUGAUAAGUUUAUGAAUAAUACUAAGAAAAAUGUUAAAACUCUAGAAGAGCACAAAUUUGAUUGGCAGUGGGUUGUCUUGGAUGGUCCAGUAGACAUGUUGUGGGUAGAGAGCCUGAACUCUGUGUUGGAUGACACAAGGACACUGUGCCUGGCAAACAGUGAGAGAAUCUCACUGACUAGCACAGUGCGUCUGAUAUUUGAAGUGGACACUCUCUCUAGAGCCAGUCCUGCUACCAUAAGCCGGUGUGCGAUGGUGUACAUGGACCCUGUUGACCUGGGAUGGGAGCCUUAUAUUCAGUCAUGGCUUUUGAAAACUUCUAAUAUUAUGAGUCAAUCAGGAGUGGACUGUCUUGAAUUAUUGAUUAAAAAAAGUGUCCCGGAAGGCCUGCGAUUUAUAAAGAAGUAUCAGAAAUUUCAACCCUUUCCUGUGCAUGGCAUAACAAUCGUUACAACCCUCUGCAGAAUUCUUGAUGCUUUCUUUGAAUUCAUGAGUACAAAAGGAGGUUUGGGACAAAGUAAUAAGAAUGGCACUCCAGCUGAGGAGACAAAAUCUUUCAAAAUCAAAUUCAAGGAUGAGAGAAGAAUCAGCUAUGCCAAGAAUGAAAAUACAUGGUUCCUGGAGAACAAUCCAGAUAAGUUAGAAAUAAUGCUCCAAAAGAUUUUUGUAUUUGCAUUUACCUGGGCCUUUGGAGGAACUUUAAAACGUGAAGAUGAGCAUGAAGACGAUAGAGUAUUUCAUUCUACACUUGGAACUGAUUCACUUGCAGAAGUAACAUAUAGUUUUGACAGCCUUGUUCGUGAAAUAUUUGAACAUGAUUCACAUAUAGAGUUGAGUAUCAAUCUACCAAUUGGCGACCGAUCUAUCUUUGGAUAUUUUGUCGACAUACAGCAAUGUGAAUUCAUACCUUGGUCAGAGUUAGUUCCUAAUGUUGAGACACUAGUUGAUAAAGGGACGUCGCUGCUGAGUGACCUUCAAGGAGCUGGUGAGACCAUCUUGACAGACUGUGGAGGGUGCAUUACUCACACCGCCACCCGAGACACCACGUGCCUUGCUUUCCUCAUGAGCCUUCUCCUGAAGAAUUCCAUGCCCGUGCUUCUCACAGGAGAGUCCGGUGUUGGGAAAACAGCUACCAUUAACCAAAUGCUUGAAAAGUUAGAGAGCUCAGGAGCAUUUGAUGUAAAAUGUGGGUCAAUCUUAGGAGACGUCCUAUUACAUAAUGAAAUUAAAAAGUCAAGGUUCCUAAAGCAGAAUAUCAGCAUCCUGAUUUCCGAAACUCACAAGAAGGAGACCGGAAGCUCUGAUAAUGCUACUAAGAAGCUAGAAGGCAGCCCUGACGACAGUUCACUUAAAAGUAACAAUAAAGGAAUUAUAACAUCUACAAUAAAUUUUAGCAGCAGUAUUACAGCCACCAGACUCAAGGAGAUGAUUCUUAAGAAAUUAGUAAGAAGAAAUAAAGAUAUCCUCGGAGCCCCCAAGAACAACAAGAUUGUAAUAUUCAUUGAUGAUAUGAACUCGCCAGCGUCAGACCCAUAUGGAGGAGCUCAGCCCCCCCUGGAACUAAUCAGACAGCUAUUGGACAUGGGAGGGGUUUAUGAUACCGAACGGAACACAUGGAAGACUAUUCAAGAUCUUUCUAUAAUUGCUUCCUGUGUUCCUGCAUUUGGUAGGAGUGACAUUAGCCCACGUCUCCUCAAACACUUUUCCAUACUCGUGUUGCCUCAUCCUCCUCAAAGUGCCUUACUUACUAUUUUCCAGGCUCAUUUGGGAAUCUAUUUCUCCAACAAUAACUUUUCACCUGAUGUUCAGAAAUGUAGGGAGCAGAUAGCCUCUUGCUCCCUGGCUAUGUACUACUCCAUGUGCAAGAAUAUGUUACCAACUCCAACAAAAUGCCACUAUAUAUUCAAUCCUCGAGACAUGUUUAAGCUUCUCCUAGGCUUGCUGCAAGCUGACAAGAGUGUCGUCGUCAGUGCGGAGACGGCCACGAGGCUCUUCAUUCACGAGGCCACCCGAGUGUUUCACGACCGCUUAAUUGAAACCACUGAAAAACGCCUUUUCCAUCAGGUGCUUUCAAAGGAACUUGAGAACUAUUUUGAGAUUCAUUGGGAUUAUCAAAAGCUAAUGGAUGACUCAACUGUGUUUGUGGACUUCUUGGAUAUCAACAAACCUCAUAGAAAAAAGAUUUAUAAGUAUACCAAUGACUAUGGUAAACUUGCCAGAGUACUUAGUGAUUUCCAAAUGAAGUUAGGUCCAACGCCUUUGGAGGUCUCUCAUCCCAUGGUGUUUUUCAAGGAAGCCAUUGAGCACAUUGCAAGAGCUACAAGAGUCCUUAGACAGCCGGGGAGUCACAUGCUACUGCUUGGCAUUGAUGGGUGUGGAAAGGAGACGAGUGCAACCCUAGCCUGUUACCUAGAAGAGCACAGACUGUGCCGGGUGCCUGCGCCUCACCUGUGCACCUACACGGAAUUCAAGGAAAUGUUUAAAAAAGUGUUCAUCCAGACGGGACUGAAAGGGAACCCCACGGUGCUGAUGCUCUCCCCCCUGCACCUAGAGCACGAAUCCUUUUUGGAAGAUUUGAACUAUAUUAUCAAUUUGGGGAAAAUACCUGACUUGUUUGAAAAUGAGGAGCUGGAUUCUAUUGCAGUAAGGAUUAGGUCUUAUGCUGAACAGUUUGGUUAUAUAACUGACAGACAAACUUUACUUUCAUUCUUCCAAAAGAGGAUAUUUAAAAAUCUCCACAUCUUCCUACUCAUGAGUCCUGCAGGAUCUAACUUCCGCCAGAACUGCAGACGGUACCCAUCCAUGAUUAACUCAUGCACCAUGGACUGGUACCACAGGUGGCCUGAAGAAGCUCUCCUUCUUGUGGCCAACUCUUACCUGAAGGAGAAGGUGAACUUAAAGCACCGACAGCACUUAAAAGAAAGAUUUGCCCUAACAUGUGUCCAAAUCCAUGAAAGUGUAAGAGACUUGUGCACACAAUACUUUGAAGAAACAAAAAGGCAUUAUUAUGUCACUCCCAGUAGCUAUUUACAAUUCAUGGAAACAUUUGUGCAUAUUUUGAAGUCACGAGAGGAGGAGAUGCAAAGAAAGAGGAACCGUUUCUCCAUGGGUCUGUCUAAGAUCCUGGAAGCGACUUCACUAGUUAAAGACAUGCAGGAGGAACUCUUGAUUAUUGGCCCUCAAAUAGAGCAAAAAACAAAGGAAACAGAAAUCGUAAUGGAAAAACUACAGAAAGAUUCACAAGUGGUUGAAAAAGUUCAGAUGCUUGUUAAGCAGGAUGAAGAAAUUAUGUCAGAAGAAGUAAGAAUUGUAGAAGAUUAUGCUCAGAAAAUAGCCAAUGAGCUAAAAAGUGUGAUGCCAGUUCUGGAAAAGGCAGUUGUUGCUCUAAAUGCAUUGGAUAAAGCUGAUGUUGCUGAGUUAAGGGUGUACACACGACCUCCCUUCCUCAUACUGACUGUCAUGAAUGCAGUGUGCAUUCUGCUUCAGAAGAAGCCCAACUGGACCACAGCAAAGCUGCUGCUCUCAGAAACUGGUUUCCUAAAGAAACUGAUUAAUCUUGACAAGGACAGCAUUCCGGAUAAGGUUUUCCUGAAGCUGAAAAAGAUUUUAAGCUUGCCUGAUUUUAACCCAAGUAAGGUUGCUCUGGUUUCCGUGGCUUGCUGCUCCAUGUGCCAGUGGGUUAUAGCUCUGAACCACUACCAUGAGGUGCAGAAGAUGGUGGUCCCUAAACAAAGGCAAGUUGAUGAAGCUCAAAACGUCCUUAGAAUUGCAAAGCAAAGACUGGCUGAAAAGCAAAGGGGCGUGCAGCUGGUGGAAGACCAUUUGCAGGCUUUGCAGGCCAACUACAAAGACAUUGUAGCUGAAAAACAGCAGUUAGCAAAUCGGAGAAAACUGGCCACCAGACGCUUGCAGUGUGCAGCAGUCCUUCUGAGCGUCCUGGCGGAGGAAAAGACUCGAUGGCAAGAAACGAUCGACCAAACGGACAGCAAGCUGGAAGGGACGCUGGGGGACAUGCUUCUGGCCUCGGCGUGCAUAGUCUACAGCGGGGCCUUCACCCCAGAGUUUCGACAGCUGAUCCUCGGCAAGUGGGAGACGUUUACAAUUAGAAACAACAUCGCCUUGUCUUCCAAGUUCUCUUUGAUGGAUCUGAUGGCACAGAAAAACGAGAUCCGCCGGUGGCACAAUCAGGGGCUGCCCCUGGGUCAGCACUCGGCUGAGAACGCGGUCUUGAUCAAGCACAGCCAGCAGUGGCCACUGCUGAUUGACCCACACAAGCAAGCGUACCACUGGAUCUGUCAGAUGGAAGGGGCCAGACUGCAAGAGCUCUCCACCGAGGACAGCAGCUACCUCCGGAAGAUGGAGCAUGCCGUGAAGACGGGCGGGAGCGUCCUCCUGCAGGGUCUCUCCGAAUCCCUUUCUCCAGGCCUGAAGGCAAUUUUGAAGAAGGAUAUCUACAAGAAAAGAGGGCAGCACUUUAUCAGAAUUGAAGAUUCUGAGAUUGAAUACAAUGUCAAGUUCAGGUUGUACUUAUCUACAGAGAAGGACAAUCCUCAUUUUUUGCCAGCAGUUGGUAACUUUGUUACCAUUGUCAACUUCACCCUGACUUUCCACAGUUUGCAAGAUCAACUCUUAUCCACAGUGGUAAGUCACGAAGUGCCGCAUUUGGAAAAUCAGCGUAGCCAGUUGUUAGAGAAUAUUUCUGUGGACACUGUGACUCUGGAAGAACUGGAGGAAAAAACACUGAACUUACUGCAGAAAACAGAAGGAUGCAUAUUAGAUAAUGAAGAAAUUGUAGAUACUUUAAGAAAAUGUAAAAUGACAUCAAAGGAAAUUUCAAAACGCAUCAAAGCAACAGAAAAGGCAGAGCGUGAAAUCCAAGCCGUGCGUGAGCAGUACCUGCCCAUCGCCACGCGCGGAACCCUGCUCUACUUCCUCGUGGCCGACCUCACCCAGCUCAACUACAUGUACCAGUUCUCCCUUGCCUGGUUUCGCAAGGUGUUUGUUUCUUCAGUAAUUUCCAAAAGCAAAGAACAGGAAAUUGGUAUGAAACGGGAGACAGUGGCUCCGGAUAAAGUUCGUGGGAUUACAAGUUUCUCAAAAUUACCUCACCCGGAACACGGGACAGAUGCCUUAUACCUGCAUAAUAAAAACGCAAUAGGCGCGCUGACGAGGAGUGUUUUUAAGGUCGUCUCUUCAGCUUUGUUCAAUCAGCAUAAACUCUGCUUCUCCUUCUCCCUGUGCAUCACAAUCAUGAAAAGUAACACGGAUGGAAACUGGAUGAAUGACCUUGGAUUCCUAACAGAGGAGGAAUGGAAUGUCUUUUUAUAUUCUGGCAUACUGAUAGAUAUUAAAAGUAUAUUGCCCAUGCCCAGACUUGACGACAUGUUUGAGACGUGCAAGAACCAGCAUCUGAAGUGGCUAACGAUCUCCCGGUGGAAGCAGUGCCAGUAUGUCAGCCACCACCUGGCAGCCUUUGUGCUGCUCUGCAAGUCCCUCUUGUCGAAUGUCCCACAGUGGGAGGAGUUCAAGAACAGCAGGACUGUGUACUCUCUGCUUAGCAUGCCUUUCUCCUCAAAAGAUGGUUCGUCCGAGGAAACAGAACUAUUAAGUGAAAAUGAAGAAAUACGUGAUCCUAUAAAUUUUCCCUGGGAGAAAUUGACUCCAUUUCAAAGACUUAUCUUGAUAAAAAUUCUUAGGCCAGAAUGCUUGAACAAUUCGGUGAGAAGUUUCAUAAGUGAAAAAAUGGGGAAUGAAUAUAUUUACAGAACGGCAGUUAAUCUGAAAGAAUCCUACGACGAAUCCACUGCCCAAAGCCCACUGAUCCUCAUCCACUCCUCUGGGAUGGACCUGGCCGGCGCGGUGCUGAGGUUCGCGCGGGAGCUGACGGGCGCCACGAGCCACGUGACCAUGCUGUCCCUGGGCCGCGGCCAGGCCGCCAAGGCGGAGGAGCUGCUGGCGCGGGCGCGGGGCCGGCGGCGGCAGUGGGUCUUCCUGCAGAACUGCCACCUGGCCGCCUCCUUCAUGCCGCGCCUCGGCGCCCUCGUGCAGUCGUUCACCCGGGCGGACGCGGCCGCCGACCCCGGCUUCCGGCUGUGGCUGAGCUCCAAGUCCGUCAGCUCCUUCCCGGCCUCCAUCCUCCAGAGGAGCGUGAAGAUCGCCAUGGAAUCUCCCCAGGGACUGAAAAGCAACUUGCUGUGUAUGUUUGGGUAUGGCGGGAGUGGACAGGUGACAGAAGAGAUACUGGAAAAUCCUGAGUAUGGACCAUGGUGGAAAAAACUUCUGUUUAGCCUGUGUUUUUUCAAUGCUGUGAUUAAAGAGAGAGGCAACUAUGGAACACUGGGGUGGAAUAUCCCUUAUAAAUUCAGCUCCUCGGACUUCGAGGUGUCGUUGAAGGUGCUGGGCAAGGCUCUGAGCCAGCGGACGGCCGUGCCCUGGCAGGCGCUGCGCUACAUGAUCGGAGAAGUGACGUACGGCGGCCGGGUGUCUGACUUCUGGGACAGCCGGUGCCUAAACACGCUGCUCUACAGAUUCUGCAGUCCCGACGUGCUCAGAGACAACUUCUGCUUCUCUGGUUACGAGACGUGCCAGCCAGUGCCCAGCUCCGCCAGCUUCGAGGAAUACCUAGAGAUCAUCCGGUCCCUGCCUGAUGAAGACUCCCCCGAGAUCCUGGCUGUCCACCCCGAGGCCAUGAGGAGCUCCAGGGAGGCCCAGGCCCAGAGGCUCGUGGACAGCCUCAUCACCCUGCAGCCCAAGGCCACCCCAGUCACCCUCUUGAUCAGUCCAGGGCAGAGCAAUGAGGAACUGGUGAUGGAAAUCGUGGCCAACUUGCUGGCGCAGCUGCCCCUGGCGGUGGAGCCGGAGGGCCCGGCCGAGUCCAGGAAUCCCACCACGCUGAGAGGCCUCCUGGCCAGCCCCAUCUGGCAGAAGCUCUAUGCCAACAUCCAAGGCCAUGACCCCCUCAUCCACUGUGUCUUGAUCACCUUUUUGAACCAAGAAAUACAACGGUUUGAUAAGUUACUGUUGGUCAUACACCAAUCUUUAAAAGAUCUGCAGCUUGCCAUGAAGGGAGAGAAGGUUCUCACCCCGGAGCUGGAGGAGGUCUACGACUGCUUUCUCAACAUGAAGGUGCCCGCCCUGUGGCAGAAACACGCCUACAGGUCCUGCCGGCCCCUGAGCUCCUGGGUCAGUGACCUCAAGCAGCGGCUGAGCUUCUUCAACACCUGGGCCAAAAUGGCUUUCACUGCCAUCUAUCAUAGAUACAUGACAUUCAUCACGCUGUGGAAGCAUAAAUCCCAGCCAAUGCCUGGACACUUUACGGACCCGGACAGCACCCCCCUCAGCGGCCUUCCCCCACGGUACUGGUUCCCAGCUUUCUUCUUCCCACAAGGCUUCCUCAUCUCCGUGCUGCAAGACCACGGGAGGGCCCACGAGGUCCCCAUGGACGCCCUCUGCUUCUCCCACCACGUGAUCGACACGCACAGCCGCGCCGGCGAGGAGCGCGCCACGGUGUCGCCCAAGAUGCCGAGCACAGCCGAGAAAGCCUUCAAGGGGCGGGCGUGCAGCAGCCGGACAGGAGUUCACAUUUUUGGUUUAUUCAUCGAGGGGGCCCGGUGGGAUUAUGAACAAAAAGUACUAGAAGACUCUCUGCCUCUGGAGAUAUGCUGUGAUUUUCCUGACAUCCGCUUUUUGCCAACACAGAUUUCCACUGGAGUGACCAGUGCUUCUGACCAGACAGAUUCGGGACUCGACUCUUUCGAAUGCCCCGUGCACCAGACACCUGAGAGGUCCAGAGCUUUGACAAGUGCUGCCUUCACGACAAGCUUUGUCACAUCGGUGCAUUUACCAACCAAGAAACCCCCCAGUCACUGGGUCACCAUGCAGGUCGCACUGCUCUGUGAAAAGGACGAAAAAUAA
Molecule: messenger RNA, 13461 nt
Organism: Perognathus longimembris pacificus (Pacific pocket mouse)
Lineage: Eukaryota; Metazoa; Chordata; Mammalia; Rodentia; Heteromyidae
Gene: Dnah14
Product: dynein axonemal heavy chain 14
Exons: 84
Biological process (GO): microtubule-based movement
Cellular component (GO): dynein complex
Molecular function (GO): minus-end-directed microtubule motor activity; ATP binding; dynein light intermediate chain binding
Source: RefSeq, a predicted model, not a curated record